UCCACUGCCAGGAGAGUGUGAUCUGUUGCAUUACGUUCAUAUGGUGUCAAUAGUGUAAACAAUGGUCAAUGCUUGGGUCAAUGUCAUCCGCGUGGAACAGACUAGUGUGGAAAUUUAACUAUCGCAAGAAAAGAAAAUCCAUUUUAGAAACCCAGGGUCGCCGAUCGGUGAACAGAAAGCAAGCAACGGCCCUUAUGCAGUGCCUCGAAUACCUAACUGAAACAUGGAUCACUUGGAACGAGUUUACCGAAAGAUUGAAUCCGGCGACGAAAAGCUACUCAACUACCUGAAUGAAACAUCUGCCCCGAGGGAGUGUGCCAUGGCCAUGCACAGAUUUAUUAGAACAUAUAAAAUCUCUAUCCUGCCAGAGAGGGCUUUGAACUUGCUGUGCGCCAGAAAUGAAGGAAUCUCCAAACGUUUGAUAGCACUGGAUGCGCUGAAUCUCAUUCAGCAUGAGUUAGACGGAGCAAAGCUCCUGUUUGCCCGAGCGUACCUUCAGAUGAUGCAGCAGCUUACUCUGCGAGGUUAUCUUACCCCCAACGAAAUUCGUAUCGUUAUCAGUCCUUAUCUGGCGGUACCGGCCCUUUUCCCCGGACGCAACUCGAUGCAUAACAUCGCCACAAAAUCCGCCACGCUAAUGGAAAUGUUUCUCAUUGCGCACCUACUCGACGAUCCAGCGGCACUGUCGGCGGAGCUUGCACUGGAAACGGCGAAGAUGCUACGACGACGAAGGUCGAAUUUGCCGGUGCAAGCUUCCACCAGUGAAUAAUUUGUGGAAGUGUAUCAAUUUUUGGAAUACAUACAGGCAGCAGGUUUGAAAUUAUACAUAUUUAAACAAAUAAAAUUCUUAUGUGAUGACGCGAGUGUUGUUUGCGAUGUUUUGUUUCUAAAAAGACGUUACGAAACUGUUUGUUACUGGAGCACUUUGAAUUGCAUUGUUCUGAUUAAGUCGUACUUAAGAUAUGUAUCCCAGAGAUAGACGUUUCAUCGAGGCGCAUUUUCUUCUUUUUAUUGGCACGUUAAUUUAAACUGAUAAGAGCCAAUGUUUGAACUGAGUCAUCUGCAUUGGAUGGUUUUUCUCAUUGAGCCUAUCAUUUAAACCGUUCAUUAUUCGGUGUACAACCAGCGUGAAACAAACGUUUUGAAAGAAAAAUGUUCUCUAACCUGUGUUGUUGUGGAAGCCAGAGUUAUAACAUGGAAAGUGUCUCAAUGGAAUCAACAAGUUCGUCAAAAAGUACGGACACCAGGAUUGUUUCAACAACUACGACACAGCCGAUCUUCAAAAAAGUGAAUGCGGAUGCUAUUGCUAAGCAAACGACGGAAAAAGCCAAUGACAGUGGAACUAGUUUAUAGAUUCAUACAAAUACAUAAGACUGAAUUGAUAAUUUCAAAACUUGAACCAUUGUAAGAUGAAGAUAGACGUGAUAGGGUUAUUGAGUGCAUUCAUAUCCUAUUUUCAUCCCACCGGUUUGCACUCCGGACUAAGAAAAGCGUCAGCUGUGAUGAUAAAUUCAUCAAUUGGAGACCGAGAAAUCAAUGAAAUAGUUUGACAUUCUGCAAAAUAGAAUCCAAUUAGGAACCAUCAACCUACGAACGAUGCCAUCAUAACUUAUUUCGAUUUGAUUGAAACUCUAUCCAUGCCGAGCGUAAAAUAUCCAACAGGGAUGACCCAUAUCUACAGACUAGAGCAAUGAGUAAGCCAAUGAUAUCAUUUGUCAUCAAAUGAGCAAUGCUUUCGUUAUCAAUAAAGCCGAAUAAAGCGAGCUUUGUAUUAUAUCUAUCUACGUACAAAUGUGUCACGAAGUAUUUCUUUGAACUCGCCCGCUCACUGUAUUACUACAAAUGACAUACACAUAAUGCCUACCAUUGUUAGUCAAAUUGUUUACAGUAGAGGUAUAUUUCAUAUCAAAAUAAUACAAGCGAUUCGCAACCAUGGAUUUGAUCGGAAGGCUAACGGUGUAGUGGUCUCUUACCGGUAGCAUAGCAAAUCGAGGAUGCUUACAAUCUUCAAAUUUAGAUUUAAAGUUGUUUUAAAAAAUGUAUAACAAGACGGUUCCAAUGAUAGGUUUGAAUCUUUUAUUUUAAGACAUCUUAUAAACUCGUUUGGGUAUUGAGCACAGCCAUUCACCCUUUAUGUUUUUUCUAUAAAUUUUUCAAAUGUUCUUAAUUAA
This is a messenger RNA of Topomyia yanbarensis, 2171 nucleotides long. RefSeq lists its product as uncharacterized. The record is from RefSeq and is a predicted model, not a curated record. The transcript is spliced from 5 exons. Lineage: Eukaryota; Metazoa; Arthropoda; Insecta; Diptera; Culicidae. Bases 224 to 769 code for a protein of 181 amino acids.